GAAGGGGCAAAGGAGGGGGGGAAAGGAGAGAUGUGUGGUGGUGCAGAAGGGCAACAAGAAGGAAGCUAUCUCCCCAGCGGCGAACGAAAAAGGAGGGUGCGUGCAUGUAUAGACCGAGGCGGCAGCGUUGACGACAUCAUUGAAGUAGCCGGGAGCUUCAGAAAAGAAAUGCACACUAUUUUGAAUGGACUAGGCGCAGCAAGAUGGGAGGACUGCUUGAAGGUGUUGGAGAAGGCGAAGGGAGAAGAGUGGUUUCGACCAAACGAAACUCUUUAUUCAAGAGUGAUUGCGAUCAUGGCAAGAGCACAGCAGCCAGAUGCGGCACAGAAGCUGUACGAUGAGAUGACAAGCUACAAAGUAGUACCCACGGCGCUUUCACGUACGGCAUUGCUCUCUGCAUAUGCGCGAGUGCUCCAGCUGGAUGUCGCUGAGGGCAUCUUAGAGGAUAUGAAGUCGUCGCCGAGUCGACGCACGAAGCCGACAACCCGGACAUUCACCGUGCUCCUCGACGUCCUCGGCGAGGCUGGCGCUUAUGAGGAAAUGACCAAGCGCUUUCAGCACAUGGGUGGCGCAGGCUAUGUCGCAGAUACGGCCACCUACAAUGUCUUGAUCAAAUGGUAUGGGAGAGGCGGGCUCUUUCGACACAUGGAAAAUGCGUACAAGGACAUGCUCGAGAGGGAGUGGAAGCCGGACUCCUUAACCUUUCAGGCUAUGGUGGAGGCGUACGCGCAAGGGGGUCUUGUUCCGGAGAUGGAGGAGGCGUGGGAGCGGAUGAAAGAGGAGCGCGCCUCUCCGCGGGUCGCAACCUGUCAUGCAAUGGCAAUGGCUUAUGCUAAGAACAAUGAUUUCCAAAAGGCUGAGACGAUGUUGGAGCGCAUGGUGCGUCAGCUGGCCAAAGUGCCAAGCAGGGUUCGAACCCGGGUGAUCGACAGCUUCUCCAAAGACGCAGCCAUUCCGCAGGAGAGUAGCUAUGGCAGUCCAGAUUUUCUGCCAUCUAGCAAUCGUGGUACUCGGUACCGGCGUCAUCUGCAGCGAGGAAGUGCUGUCGAGGAAAGGGGAUCCCUCUUUAUUGUAGGAGACGAGGACAAAGCACCGGAAGCAAAUACACGAGAGAAUGAGAACGAGCAUGAGCAAGCAACGGUGGCGAACGUCACAUCGGGUGACGUAAGCGAGCAGCUUUGCACAAACUCCCGUCCGAACGGGGGUUCGAACCAUGGCUGCCAACAGCAACAGCAGGUGACGGUUGUCGAGGAAAGCGACUCACGUCUUGAUGCAAGACAAAAAAAACAAGGUCACAUUUUGAGCAUGGAAGAGCGCGAGUGCGAGGCCAGUGUCGAGACGGGCAACUUAAGCGACCAGGUUCGGACGCACACUCCUCCAAGCGUUUCAGAUCGUGCCCACCGUGAUCGCCAAAUGUACACCCUGUACGCUACAGGUGUCGAAGAAAGCGAUUUUUUGCUUGUUGGAGCGAGACCUGCAAGCCCAGAGAAGGCAACAACAACAAGAGCAAAAGAGCAGGAUCACACGACUUCGACUUUUGCAACUGUAAUGAUGUCAGGGGACUUAGAGCAACCGCCGCUUCGGUCAAGCAGCCCUGAUCGAAGUGGUCUGACGUCUGGCCAUCAUCGUCAGCUGCAGGCCAUGGGUGCAGAGGAAAGUGGCUUGCCUCUCAUUGACAGACGUAGAGACCAACAACUGGACGCAACAAGAACAGAGGUAGAGCAUGGCCAGAUGACGAGUGCCGGAGCUAGCGCGUCGGGAGAGGUAUCCGAGCUACUGCGCACAGGAAGCAGCGCCGGGAGUUGUGGCAGUCAGGUGGGUUAUCGCACUUACAACGGAGAUAACAAAUUGGCGCAGAGUCGGGAAAUUGUCUGGAGCCUAGUGCUGAUUGGCUAUGGAAGGGAGAGGCAGGUGCAGUGGGCGGCGCGCGUGUGGAAGUUGAUGUGCAGUGCCGGCAUUCGACCAGAUCUCACGGCGUAUAAUUCCCUGAUGAUGGCCUUUGUAAUGCGCUUGUCGCGCAAGCGCAUGGAAGCGGCGUACGAGGAAAUGAGGGAACAGGCCUUCGCGCCCGAUCUGGUCACGUAUUCCAUCUUGAUCGAAGGGUAUCGGAGAAUGGGCAUGCGCACUAAGGUUGAUGAAGUUUUGCAGGACAUGAAGAAUGAUGAAAGACAGGUCACCAUUGCAACGAGUCCGCCGUUCCUUACGGUCUAUUCGGACCAGCUUUCCCUUUUCCGAUCGCUGCGUGAAUUUUUUUUGCCGAAUUGUCCUGAAGAAACUCAGGGUCAGGAAGACCACGCAGCCUUCGGUGCGUUGAAUAUGGAGCACAGAGAACGCGACAGAGGUCGUGGCAGUACUUUCAGCGGCCGCGAGAACUCCAACGGCUACGAUAACAGCGCGUCCGUGGGAAGUGGACGGCCCGCUGAAAAGGAAGACUCGGGUUGGUUGACAUAUACAUAUGCAGAGUUGAUGGAGAAAUUACGCGCCUGCACGAAUCUGGACGGGCAUAGCGAUCAAGAGCAGCAACCGAAACAGGAAAAGGAAUAGAGCACUAUCAGAGCCUUCAGCAGGAGCUUCAGCACCGGUCGGCGGCUUGCUUCCGCAAACCUGGUCCGCGCUUCUGGGCAUGGUUCACUUUGGCAAACCCGGUCCAACUUUCUCUGCAGGGCUCACCUCAGCAAAGCAAAGCUGGUCCACAUUUCUGGGCAUGUUUUUUUUUUUUUUUUUUAAUUGUCUCUUGUCAUGGUUCACUUUGAGUAAACCUGGAUCACAUCU
Chara braunii is the source of this 2772-nucleotide messenger RNA. The record is from the annotation of a GenBank genome assembly. NCBI's taxonomy places the organism in Eukaryota, Viridiplantae, Streptophyta, Charophyceae, Charales, Characeae.